AUGUCGGCGAUAGCCCAGCCCAACGCCACUCUCUAUGUGAAAAACAUAGAUUGGAAGAUCAAGAAACCUCUGCUGAGACGAGCCUUGUACUCUCUGUUCACUCGCCAUGGCAAGGUCCUUGAAGUGAUUACCCUUAGACGAGAAGGAUUGAGAGGACAGGCUUUCGUCAUUUACAAUGAUGUGCAGUCGGCAACAGCGGCGUUGCAGAAGGAACAGGGGUUUACUUUCUUUGGGAAGGAUUUGAUGCUCGAAUAUGCUCGGGAAAAAUCGGAUCGAAUUGCCAAGCGAGAUGGAACCUACGUACCCAAAGCCAAGCGGAAGAAGGCCGUUGCAGCAGCUGCUGCUGAAACGACAAAUACUCCCGCGGAUGCCCCUAUGGAUGCUGCGGGCGAUGCAAGUGAUGCGGCUGCCGCCUCUUCCGAACCAACGGCUCAACCUUCGCGCAUCUUGUUUGCCAAGGAUCUGCCAGAUGAGUGCAACGAAAUGAUGCUCUCCAUGUUGUUUCGACAGUAUGCCGGAUUCAAGGAAGUUCGAAUGCCUCGGCCUGGACUGGCAUUUGUGGAGUUUGAGGAUGAACCACGCGCUGCUCUGGCACUGCAAGGAUUGAAUGGAUUCAAUCUGACAAACAAGGAUCAAUUGAAAUUGACCUAUGAUGAGUUUGCAGAGGCGAUAGUUGCACCCAAAUCUUGGGUGAAUGGGAUACACACCGUAAAUCCAAACGACAACAACCUGCCUGAUCUAUCUUGA
Molecule: messenger RNA, 747 nt
Organism: Seminavis robusta
Lineage: Eukaryota; Bacillariophyta; Bacillariophyceae; Naviculales; Naviculaceae
Source: the annotation of a GenBank genome assembly